Messenger RNA from Trematosphaeria pertusa, 2210 nucleotides. RefSeq names its product transcription factor SPT8. The coding region runs from base 171 to 2210 and encodes 679 amino acids. Gene Ontology annotation, molecular function: protein binding. NCBI's taxonomy places the organism in Eukaryota, Fungi, Ascomycota, Dothideomycetes, Pleosporales, Trematosphaeriaceae. The transcript is spliced from 4 exons. The record is from RefSeq and is a predicted model, not a curated record.
CUAGAGGAUGCUCGUCGCUUUGCGAAUGCGCGCCUCGCCUGCUUGAUGAUUGCCAACUAUUCCUAGCCUUGUUUCCGAAGCAGAAGCGAUCCAUACCCGCACCCCGGCCCCCAAGCCGCUCCUGCCUCUGCCCCGCAGCGCCGCUCGCGGCGUAGGUCUAUGGGCGCAGGAUGAACUUCGAAGACGACGACGAGAAUGGCGCCGGCUCUCCAGACACGAGCUCCGACAACGAUGCGGACGAGGUUAUGGAGGACGUCGACGACGGCGAUGCAGAUGCAGAUGCAGAUGCCGAUGCUGAUGCGGAUGAUGGAGACGACGACGCAGAUGAUGGGGACAAUGAUGAUGACGAUGCAAAUGGAGACAAUGACGACGAAGACCAGGAUGAUACAGAAAGCCCCUCGCAGUCCCAGCAGCCUCGUAGCAGCCUGCCGAAUGGCGUGUCUGGCACCCCUGGGCCAUCGCGGACGGGAACAAAUCCAACAGUCACAUUGACUUCACCCUCACCACGAGCUGCAUCCAUAUCCGCUGGCGGCUUCCCUUUCCGCCCCAGCGUCCGCCCGGAAGCGCUCACGGCGCCUGUCUACGAUAUCGUGCCCACAAUCGCCGCACCUCACAGUACCUCUAUAAAUGCGGUCACAGCGACACCGGACAUGCGCUGGGUGUUUAGCGGAGGCGCCGAUGGAUACAUUAGGAGGUUCAACUGGGUGGACACCGCGAAUGGGAAGCUGGCACUGACCGUAGCCCAGCGGCAUCCAUUUGUGGAUAGCGUCACAAAGGCUGGAGUGUUGCUGAGCUAUUGGGAGAAUGAAGACAGCUCGGACCGCAUGGCAGACGACUCGGUCAGCCUAUCACCGGUUUACUCGCUUGCCGUUCAUCAUCAGUCUCUCUGGCUCCUGUCCGGGGUCGAAUCUGGUGGGAUAAAUCUACAAUCGGUGCGCCACGAGGAAGGGAAGCGAAUACAUACCCUUCGACAGCACACAUCUGCGGUGUCAGUCUUGACAUUAGCUCAAGACGAGAAGUCAGUGCUCUCUGGGAGUUGGGACAAAACCAUCAACGACUGGGAUCUCAAUACCGGCCAGGUCAAGCGGCGAUUCAAAACCAGUGGUAGUCAGAUUUCCGCCAUUGAGCAGCGACCGUUGUCCACAUUACCUAUUCCACAAGACACCGAUAUUGUGCCGGUCUCGAACGGCACGUUUUCGUCAAAUAACGCUUCGCGACCAAAGGCGAACGGAGUUCUCGCGAAUGGUGUUGGUUCAUCGACGCAGUCGACUCUAGCCAAGGAAGAGAACGGCAACGAAGACGCCGCUGGCUCGCCCGAAGAUUCCCUGUUCGGAGAUAAAGAUUCGUUAUUUGGAGACGACAAGGAUCCCUCAAAUGGCCCGUCUGCCCUAGCACCAUUCGGAGACGAUGAUGAAGACGAAUUUUCAAGAGCUAUUGCCAAUGGCAUUCAACAAGCCGACGAAGAUGCUCAAGCAGACCUCGACAUGAUGGAGCUUGGAGGACCAGUCCGACCUCCCCAGCCAGAUCAAGCCCCCGAAACCCUCAAAGAGCCUCCAGCGCCUGCGCAAACUGAACCACUGUUAAAUGGAGUUGUCGAUACCGAUUCGGGCCCAAAUGUCAACGGUCUUCCGCAUGCUGAAGAGAUAUCAGGGCCGUCUGGAGCGAGCUCAAGUGCCCAAGCCGAACAACCGGCUUCGUCUGAGACCACAUUCGUUGAUGCAUCGAUAGAUGGAGCGUUGCGGAUAUGGGAUCGUCGGCAGUCGAAUCCAGUCGCCCGCAUAGCACCUCCGAGGAAUACCCCACCGUGGUGCAUGAACGCCUGCUGGUCGCCAGACGGCAAUUUCAUCUAUGCAGGAAGAAGAAACGGCACCGUAGACGAGUACAGUCUUCACAAAGGGCUGAGAGAGCCGAGAAGGACCUUCCGAUUCCCCAGCGUGAGCGGCGCUGUGAGCGCUGUCAGAGCGAUGCCAAACGGCAGACAUCUUGUGUGCGCAUCGUAUGAUAUUCUCCGGUUAUAUGACUUGCGUGAGCAGGAGAACACAAAAUCUGCGGUUCCCUUUUUGAUCGUUCCAGGCCACCGCACGGGCGUCAUUUCGCAGCUGUACGUUGAUCCUACUUGCUCCUUCAUGAUCUCAACGGGCGGAAACAGGGGAUGGGAAGGGAGUACAACAGAGGUGUUACUUGGCUACGAAAUCGGGUUUGGGUCGUGA